UUUGGCGGGAACGCGAGGAGUGAAGUUGUGUGAUUUGUUUUAUUUUGUCUAUUUAGUGUUUCUUCAGGUUUAAAUGUGUAAUAAUGGUGGUUUAUUAACUGUUUAAUAUCUGUGAAAGUGCACAAAUGUGGGAAAAUGAAACAAAGCUGCUGGACGUAACUUCCCGGGUUCCUCCAAAAAGUCCACUGAAAAAAUCUCAGUAAAUGACCACCAUUUUACUGCGAUUAUAUUUCAUCCCAUAUCAUUUCAUUUCAUUUAAUUUCAUCCCAGUUGAUUAAUGUCUCAUAUUAAUCAUCUUCAUUUCAUUUCACUCCAUAUUAUCAUUUUUCAUAAAAUUAAGAAUAUAAAGUAAAAUAAGACAUGACUUAAAGGUCUUAGUUACCAGGUCAUAAAAUCUCUUAAAAAAAAAAAAAAAAAUUAAUACUACUGUCUACUUAUGUCAAAUGCUGUUUUGCAAAUUAGAAAUAUGUGGAUAAAGUUUGUAAUAAUUUUCGUCUCUUACGUGAAUUUUGAGCGUUUAAUAGGCAUUUGUAAAUUAGAUCAAAACAAAACGCUAUAUUCGAUAAUAUGAUAGCAAAGAUUGCAGGAUGGUUUGGUUUGAUUAGCGUAAUAAUCACCGGUUUAUUUGGAAUUGGAAUCUAUUUUUCUUUACUGUUGUUUAUUGUUUCUUUCAUACUCGGUGUAUUGACAUUCCUGUAUUGCGUUUAUGAUAACAAAAAAAUAUUUUCUGUUGAUAUAGACAGUCCUGAUGAUCCAUUACAAUGUAAUAAUUUCUCUAUUACUCUUCCUAAGGUUCUAGAAGAGUUUCAAAAAAAGGUACCUUUAUUAAAAUUUGAUAGUAGAAUAACAGGAAGUGAAACUGUAGAUUCAUUUCUAAAUGAAAUAAUUGUAAUAAUUAUAAAUGAUUAUGUUACACCAUGGUAUGAGAUUUUGACAAAUGAUGAUGAGUUCACUAAGCAUGCAAUAAAACGUUUGGUGCUUGCUACUGGUGCUAAUGUAGUUAAUAGGAUAAAAUGUGUGGAUUGGAUUAAUUUGCUCUCAACAAGAUUUCCUGAAGAACUAACAACUCAUUUGAAGAUGUUUAAGCAAUCAAGAGUUCGCCUGAAACAUGUAGAGUUAAUGAAUGCCAAAGAAUCAGCAAAUGAUACUGCUAAAUUAAGUCCAAAAAGGGAUGAGAAGAAAACACACAGAAGGAAUAAGAGUGAAACAGAUUUAUCUUGGUUACCAGACUCUCAAAUAUUUGGUAAAUCAAAAUUUUAUGAUAGCUCUGAAAAUAUUACAGGGAAAACAUUAAAAGAUAUAUUUUUUGAACUUGAAUGUGCUAUAGAAAAUAAACAAAUGUGUAGAGAUGUGUUCUGUGAUGAUACAGAUAAAGAAUAUGAGCUCCUUUGUGAAGUAUCUGAAGCUAUAUUGUACUUGGUAGCUCCAGAAGAAGCAUGGGGAUGUCAUGCAAUGAAGACGAUUUUGAUUGAUCUUUUAUCAGCCGUUGUUUUACGCCCCAUAAUCAGUUUAAUGAGUGACCCUGAUAAUAUCAAUAGAAUGAUCAUAAAAUCUUGUUGCAAAGAUUCAAUACUUCCAUCAGAACUGUUUUUGAUAGUCAUAAGAAGCUGCGGGGAUGCUGAAGAGUUGGACGCAACUUUAGAAUUAGUAGAAAAGGAUAUACAGAAACUACAUUCUAAAGACAGCGCCGGCGAAUGGGAGCUUCAGGAUCGUCAGAAAUUAUCCUCGUUACAGUACGUGACCAGGAUAAUACAGGCCAGAAGGGCUACGUUAGGUCCUCAAGAAGGUACUCUGAAUAAUUUGAAUACACAAAAAAUGUCCGAGGAAAUUGCGAGAACAUUGAAGUUUUUGAGAGCAACAGCAGCGUGGAAGUCUAACGCGCAAUAUUUACUAGAGAUAGAGCUCCAUGAAUCAGACGCUCCGCACACAUCGAAAGAGGUCAUAGACAACUUACGUUCGUCCGCACUCGAGUUGUGCGAUCUGUUUUUAUCGCCGAACAAACCGCCGGUAAUGGGCGUGCCAGAGAACUGUUAUUCGGAACUCGUCCGUAAAAUCACGACCGAAGGGGAGGAGUUUACGAACAAUCCAGUUGUGUGUUUUGACGAGCUGCAGAAAUGCGUCUGCGACGCUUUAGAGGACGAUCCUUCUUGGCAAGCCGAUUUUAUGAUGGAAACUGAGGAUGGUACUUACAGAAGUAAUAGUGACCUGAAAACCGAUCCAAAAUCGGACAGUAAAAAGUAUAGCGAAAAAUGCAAGAAAAUUGUGAAAACUUGUCUGAGUCACCUACCGAAGCUAUUUCUCAAAUCGAAAUAUAAAUACGAUAUGCCGCUUAAGUCAUUCACGUUUCCCCGUUCCUUAACUAGAAGAUUACAAAUGAAUAAAAAUCACACGUUGCCAAAGUGCAGUGCAAUUGGUGACUUAUUACACGUUCCCGGUACAAGACAUAACCGUUCAAGGUCUGAUAUAGUUGGAAAUUUGGCUGAAAGGAUGAACAAUGAGGGUGCAGGACCCUCAAGUUUGACAGCUAACUCCAGCUUGUCGAUGUCGCACACGGAAAUCAGUAGGAAAGCCAAAAAUUUACUGUCUCCGCUAUCGGCUUGUAUCAUAGAAACAGCACUAGUACAAGACAAAGGUCGAGCCUUUGGUAUAUACGCCAUAGCCGUUACGAGACUUUCAGACAACGAGGUGUGGCACAUAUAUAGGAGAUACAGUGAUUUCUAUGACCUGCAUUGCUCUAUUAAAGAAAAGUGGCCAGAACUUGGGAACGUUCCAUUUCCGGCUAAAAAGACGUUUCAGAAUACGUCACGAGUAGUUUUGGAGAACAGGAAACGGAUACUGAACGGCUACCUUCAGACUCUGGCCAGCCUUUCGAGGGAGGCAAAGUACAUGGCGCUGCUGUCGCGGGACUACUUGGGGGGAUUCCUCAGUCCGGUCAAUCAAACCGAAAAACAUAGUAAUACGAUCGAUGCGCUUCUCGUGAACCCCUUGAGAGCCGGAAUGAGGACAUUGAAAAAUAUGCCGGAUCAGUUCGUGAACACUGUCGACGGAGUUAUGGACGGAAUCUCAAAGGUCUUCCAAGGAAAGAACACUGAAAAUUACUACGACGGCAUUAAAACCGGCAACGCAACCGACGGACAAGACGACGGCGAUGAAAGCAUGGCAUUGAAGCUCUUGGAAGAAGUGCUUGGCAUCCGAGGGUUGUGGCUCAGGCGUCGACUUCUUGCGCCACUCAGAACCCUCAUUGCGGAUCGCGUGAACAGGAAAGUUUUAGAACUCGUAUCGUCGUUGACGUCGCCUCGGAACGUGGUUCAGUAUUUGAAAACGUUUAAGCAAUGGUUAACUAGCCGACACAGCGCCAGUUACAGCGAAAGGGAUGCGGCGACUAAAGCGAGAACUAGGGUUGCCGCUAAAGUUGCAUUGCUCUCGGCCUGCUCUGAUGAUCUCAAACAUAUAGUCGGUACUGAUUCAGCUCGAAGAGGUCUCCUCACAGUAUUCGAUUUAUUCCAAAUACAAGAAAUCAACAGACGCUUAAUAUUCGUUUUGUUGGAAGUAACCCUAACCAAUCUCUUUCCCGACAACAACAUACAAGGUCUGUUCAAGAAACUUUACACGAAUUCUCCUAGAGUAUCAGCGCCGAAGAAGAAUUCUGUUAUAUGAAAAAUACUCAACAUUUUGUGUUCUGAUAUGAUUCAGAUUUGGACUAUUUAACUGCUGAAUUGAAAAGAAAAGUUAAAAAAAAUUUAUUCUAAAUAAAAAAGGACACCCUUUAUGCAAAUAUAGUCAAAUAGAAUAUACAGGGUGUGAAAACGUCAUUCCCGAAAUCGAAAUGCGAUUAAAUGAAAAACUUAAUGUGAAGGGACAAAAAUAUGAUUUUACUACGCAAUGCAUAGUUACUUUUUUAGUCAGUUCAUAAGACUCACAUAUAACCCGCAAUGUAACAUGCAUCCCGUGAUCACAGAUUCCGCGCGUCACCUGAUCUUAUAUUAUAUUGAGUGUAUUAUAAAACAUAAUUACACUAUAUAUAACUUGGUAGAACCACAAUCCUUUGUAUUCGUUUUAAUGAAUAUUUCCUAUAAAUUCUGUAUAAACCUUCUUCAAUAAUUAAAUCGUUAUUUCUUGGAAAUUUUGAAGUAUUUUCAGCAUCUCAAAAUAAUAACUCAACACACGAAUCCGAAUGGAGACAAUGAAUCAUCAAAGCUAUCUAAAUUAUGUUUAAUAUGUAUGCCUAUUACAUAUUAACUAUUUAGGAGGUUAAAAAAAUACACGAAGUAUGAACAACCUGAAAUUUCUUCCGGUGAUUUAUUCAUAAACGAAUGAAAAUAAAAAAUUAAUAUAAUGAAAUGCUUAACAUAAAUAUACAAAAUAUAAAAAUGUGAUUGAAUUUAGAUAAAUUAUGAAAAUUUCAUUGUGCCAAAGAGGCAAGUGUAACUUGUGAAUCGUGAUAUUAAAUAAUAUUUAAAAAAAUAUGCAGCUACAUAUUGUGGUUCAAGCCACGAAAAAACUUUUAAUUAAUAGAAAUCACUGGAAGCAAAACAAAAAAAUAUAUAUAAAUAUAUUAUGUAAAUAAAUAAUGUCUAAAAAUAAAAUAUAAAAAAGUAUUUUAAUUAGUAAAAUUUACAUCCGUCACAUUUUAAAAAACAAAAAUUAAUUCAAAUAUCUAAUAGUUUUAUUUGAAUGUCCUCAACGGUCGUAAUACUUUGUUUGUUGUGCUAUAUUUUAAAACCGAGAAAUGCGCCCGGCAUCAAGUCAAAUCUGUUACAAUAAACGAACACAUUUGAACAAAAUAUAUUUUGUUGUUAAGAGAUUUACAAUGUAUGUGCCUUUUGUAGUUAAUGAUAUUCUCGAGCACUUUAUUAUUAGCUGAUUAACUGCUAUAAUGGGAUCUAGGACUUAGAAAAUUAAUCAAAUACGCCAAUAGAAUAUUAUAGCAGCUAUUUUUACAGGGUUUAAAAAUACCAUUCCGAAAACCGACAUGGGAACAAACCACUAACUCGAUCUGAACGCAAGCUGUUAAUUAUUCAUUAAACAUUGUGAAGCACCAAUGUAGUGCAAAUAUUAUGGAAAAGCUGGGCUACCCUCGUUUCCCAGAGACUGCAACCCAUGUGUCAAUUGAAUUUUAAACUUGCUGAAAAUGCAUUACAAAAGUAUACGUUUUACCAAUUACCUUACUUUUUUUCAAGUAUUCCAUUACACCAUUUAUUAUUGAUAGGAGUCUAAAGAAAAGUUCCAGAAACGAAUGUGAUUUCUGGUACUUUUGUUAAAGUCAAGGUAAUAAAAAUAAAAGAAACAGCUCACCCGUGGGUUCAACGCUCUCACGGAAUGCAAAAUGGCCGCCUUUGCUUUAGAUUGCGUGUUCACAAUGAACUAUUCACAAUACACAAAAAGUAUUCAGGGUUAACUCGGUAAACAAAUAUAUUAUUUCAGCUAGUUAAGCUGAUUGGUUUUCUUGGUGUAUAAAAUGAACAACGAAAUAGAUAGUAAAAUUUACACAAUUUAGAAGAAGAAAUACACAUAGUAAUAUUGUUAUUAUAUGUCUAAAAUAAAAACAUAUCAUAGUUAUAAUAUAAAUACUAAAUAGAAUACUUAUGUAUGUAUUUAUGGAAAUGAGCAUUAAAAAGUAUAAGUUUAUAAUAUAAACCUUAAAUAUUAAUGAGCAAAUGCUUAUUGAACGCCCACGUACAAAGAAAAAUAAACUAUAAUGCAGUUCACGACAUAAACUAGCAGGUAUAAAAUAUUAAAUUUAUGAAAACGUUUAAAUUCUUUUGAAUAAAAUAUAUUUCUAAA
Molecule: messenger RNA, 5784 nt
Organism: Bombyx mori (domestic silkworm)
Lineage: Eukaryota; Metazoa; Arthropoda; Insecta; Lepidoptera; Bombycidae
Product: sorting nexin-13
Exons: 24
Coding region: 568-3657 (1029 amino acids)
Cellular component (GO): early endosome
Molecular function (GO): phosphatidylinositol binding
Source: RefSeq, a predicted model, not a curated record